UGCAGGAUCAGACUUUUGGUCACCUGAAGUGAUCCACAUCCAGAGGGACCAUGAUGAUGCUUUCCUUUGUCUUUGUUUUUGUGCUCGCUGGUUGUGCAUCAGGAGACAUUGAGAAGAGGAUUGUUGGGGGAGUGUCCUGUAAAGAGGACAGGCAGUAUCAUGUCCAGAUAGACUCUGUUCAGGGGGGCAUGACCUGCGGAGGCGCUCUGAUUAACACCCGCUGGGUCAUCACGGCUUCUCAUUGUGCCGAACGGAUGGUCAAAGUGAAGAUUGGCUUAAACAACCAAGCACCAUUAUUGAAACAAAUUAAAGGUUUUUUUAAGAAUCUUUUUUCAGGAUCCCCCAAAAAUCUUGAGCAGAACAUUGAUCCUAAACAACAGUUUACCUUCAAAGAAGGUGAUCAACCCCAUGAUAUUAUGCUGAUAAAACUGAAUGAGGAUGUGUCUGCUAAACUUCCCACCAUCAGGCUUCCUCCUGUUGAGGGGUGUCAAAAACCAAAUAUGAACGAUCCUGUUCAGAUUGGAGGAUGGGGUUUCAAGACAGCUGAUGUGAAAAAGGCCAGCAACCCCAAGAAUUUAAAGUGCGCUAUGACUGAGAUAGCUCAGUGUGGAGAGAAUGAUAAACCUGAUAGUAAAUACUUUAGUGAUGAGUCUACCACCAUGUGUGCUCAUAAACCUGGCGUGGAGUCCUGUUUUGGUGAUGCGGGUACAGCUGUGGAGUACAACGGCAUUUUACAUGGAAUAAUUGUCAGUAACCCUGUUGAUAAGUGUGCAAAUCCUGUUGUGAUGCUGAAUAUUUGUCACUACAGACAGUGGAUUGCUGACACCAUGCGGAACAAUCCAUGAGUAAACCACAGAGGAAAUACGUUUCCCUUAAAAAUC
Messenger RNA from Pelmatolapia mariae (spotted tilapia), 881 nucleotides. Its product is annotated as kallikrein-15-like. The record is from RefSeq and is a predicted model, not a curated record. Bases 51 to 845 code for a protein of 264 amino acids. Gene Ontology annotation, biological process: proteolysis. Lineage: Eukaryota; Metazoa; Chordata; Actinopteri; Cichliformes; Cichlidae. The transcript has 5 exons. Gene Ontology annotation, molecular function: serine-type endopeptidase activity.